AUGGCCCAUAGGACCCCUGGAUUUAUGGGUGAGGAAGCCUCGCUGAGAUCUGGAAGGUGGAUUAAGGAUCUCGAGAGGACAUUUGAGAUAUAUGGAUGCAAUGAGUCCCAGAAGGUGUUGUAUGCAAGCUACAUGUUGCAAGGUGAAGCCGUCACCUGGUGGCAGACUAAGCGAGAGAUCCUCAAGAUGGAGCUGAGAUCUUUCGCAGUAGUGACUUGGCAACGCUUUAAGGAGUUUGCUGAUCGCUUCUUCCCUAGCAUAGUGAGGAGGUUUGCAACGCAUGUCAUUGCCACUGAAGAGAUGCAGGCCAAGCUCUUCCAGGAGGGAUUGUGUUGGGAGAUUCGCAGUUUCGGCACUUCGCGAGUAUCAAUUGUUGGAGCUGUGUGGUCAACUUUCAUCUCCCUAGAGGGGGAUUAUAUGGAAUUAGCGGGUAGUAAGCUGAAGUCAAGACCCAUAGUUAUAUAUGCAAUCCAAGCGAAGAUGGACCUGGCUAGUGGAGCAAAUGCCUAUAUGGUGCAAGUAGUGUCUAAUCCAUCAGAGAGGAAGUCUUUAAUAGGAAUCCCAACCGUUGAAGAGUUCUCUGAUGUCUUUGCGUAUGAACUCCCUGGAUUACCUCCGGUUUGUGAUGUUGAGUUUACAAUUGACUUGGAACCUGGAGCCACUCUGCUUCAAGGCCUGGCUACUUUUUCGAAAAUUGACUUGACGUCAGGAUACUAUCAGCUAAGAAUAAGAGACAAGGAUGUACCGAAGACUACAUUCAGAUUAAGGUACAUGCAUUAUGAAGUGAUGCCUUUUGGGCAAGCUAAUGCCCCUACGACUUUUAUGGACAUGAUGAAUUGGGUGUUUCAGCCCUAUCUGGAUUGUUUCACAGUAGUCUUUAUUGAUGAUAUCUUGGUUUAUUCUCAGGAAUUGGAGGAGCAAGCCAGUCACUUGCGGUUGGUUCUGACUAAGCUGAGGGAUCGCCAGUUGUAUGCAAAGUUCAGCAAAUAUGAGUUCUGGCUGGAUGAAGUCAGGUUCCUCGGGCAUGUCAUUUCUUAG
Messenger RNA from Juglans regia (Persian walnut), 1038 nucleotides. RefSeq lists its product as uncharacterized. The record is from RefSeq and is a predicted model, not a curated record. Bases 1 to 1038 code for a protein of 345 amino acids. NCBI's taxonomy places the organism in Eukaryota, Viridiplantae, Streptophyta, Magnoliopsida, Fagales, Juglandaceae. The transcript is spliced from 4 exons.